AUGAAAGUUGACGAGAAGGUGGCACCAUCUGAGCCAAGAGAAGCUCUGCCCUUCCUGGAAAACAGGGAAAAAUGUAAAAACCCAUCUGAGAAAAUAUCUAAAGAGGAAGAUGACGAAACUGCCUGCGGAUUUUGGCUAUUCAAGGGCCCCUUCAUGCAGAGAUUCGCAACCGAGAAAAUGUAUGUGAUUCUCUAUGGGAUUGCUGGCUGUGUGAUGACAAUGACCUUCGCCUACUUCAAUGGGACUAUUACGACCUUGGAAAAGCGCUACAAAAUACCCACAAAGAUAUCAGGCAUUAUCUCGGUGGGCAAUGAUAUCAGUACCAUGUUAACGGCCGCCCUCUUGGGCUAUUAUGCAGGAAAUGGGCAUCGACCCCGCUGGAUGGGGAUAGGUCUACUGACCAUCGUGGCCUUUUGCCUGCUGACGAGUUCGCUGCACUUUAUCUAUGGCGCCGGCGAGGAUGCAUUGAAGCUGACACGGGAAUAUGGCCAGGUUAAUGAGACUCUGGCCAGGCAGGAGAGGGAUCAGAAGUUGUGUCAGACUAAAGCAGCUGGUUGUAUCCAGGAGGAGAUUGGUCAGUGGGUCCCCCAGGUGUUCUUGUUCAUGGCGCAACUCAUCUCUGGAGUGGGACAGGCCCUCUUCUAUACCUUGGGCAUUGCCUACAUGGAUGACAAUGGGACCAAGUCCAAGACUCCCGCCAUGUUGAGCUUAUCCACGUUCUUGAGGAUGCUGGGUCCAGCUAUUGGCUAUUCCCUCGCUGCUCUCUGCCUACGUCUGUACAUAGAACCCAGCUUGGAGCCUCUGAUUGGCAGGGAGGAUCCCCGUUGGAUGGGUGCCUGGUGGCUCGGCUGGAUUGUGCUGGCUGCAAUGACCUUGGUCUCGGCCAUUUUUCUGUUCAUGUUUCCCAGAGAGCUGCCCAGCUCGAGAAGGAGACGCCUUCAGGCAGGGCAGGCUGAAGGCAAUCAGGAAGUAAAUCUUAAAGAGCGCUCCUUUGGUGACAUGAUGCAGACGGUCAGGAAGCUGACCAAAAACAAGGUGUACGUGUACAAUACCAUGGCUUCCAUAAUGUACUUCUUUGGCUACAUGGCCUAUUGGAUAUUUACUCCGAAGUAUAUCGAGACCCAGUACAGACAAUCGGCGGCCAUGGCCACCAUGGCUACAGGAACCGUGGCUCUGGGAUUCUCGGCCGCCGGAGUCCUCAUCUCCGGCUACGUGAUUUCAAAAUACAGACCAAGUGCCAGGGCCAUGGCCUCCUGGAAUGCCAUCGUAGACUUCGUAACGGUGGCCGGAAUUCUCUGUUAUGUGGCCAUAGGAUGCGAGAGUAGCGAUAGAUUGAACUCGCUGACCACCUUGUCGGCUGAAAACAGCUGCAGUGCAUCCUGUCACUGCGACUACGUUCACUAUGCUCCGGUUUGUAGUCCUGAAAACAUCACCUAUAUCUCCGCCUGCCAUGCGGGCUGCUCCGAGAGGUCAAAGGAUGAGCUGGGAAGGACCAUCUUCACAGGCUGCAAGUGCAUGGGCUCCUCCAGCUUAGAGUCUGGAACGGAGUCCCAAUUCGCUGUGGAUGGCACCUGUCCUGUAGACUGCUUCAAUCAGUUCCUCGUUUUUCUGGGCGUCAUGUGCUUCCUGAAGCUGGUGGGUGCUUCUAGCAAGUCCACUAAUCUGCUCAUUGCCCUGCGCUGCAUUCCCCAAGAGGACAAAACCUUCGCUCUGGGCUUGGGUUCUAUGGUAGCCUCGCUACUUGGCUUCAUCCCGAGUCCCAUAUUUUUUGGCUGGCUAAUUGACAACUAUUGCUUGGUGUGGGGCAAGACCUGUUCCAACAAGGGUAACUGCUGGCUCUACGACACGGAGUCCUUGCGUUACGCCUUGAAUCUCACGGCUGCUUCCUUUAUUUUCGUCGGCGGCUUUCUGAAUAUUGCAGUUUGGCAUCACGCCAAGGAUCUCAAGAUAUUUGACGAGGUGGAACAUGUCGAAAAGGAAGUGGAAAUGGACAAACUGGAUGUCAAAUCUCGGGAGAACAAAUAAGCUAUGUACAUGUCGGAGAUAUCCGUUAUUUAAUUUAACCGUAGUCGAGCCAGCGAGUUCUGUUCGCCUGCGCAGUCAAAUCGAAUCUGUCAU
Messenger RNA from Drosophila kikkawai, 2118 nucleotides. It is a transcript of the gene Oatp58Da, whose product is annotated as Organic anion transporting polypeptide 58Da. NCBI's taxonomy places the organism in Eukaryota, Metazoa, Arthropoda, Insecta, Diptera, Drosophilidae. The record is from RefSeq and is a predicted model, not a curated record. Gene Ontology annotation, molecular function: protein binding. Gene Ontology annotation, cellular component: plasma membrane. Gene Ontology annotation, biological process: sodium-independent organic anion transport; transmembrane transport.